Molecule: messenger RNA, 171 nt
Organism: Lindgomyces ingoldianus
Lineage: Eukaryota; Fungi; Ascomycota; Dothideomycetes; Pleosporales; Lindgomycetaceae
Exons: 1
Coding region: 1-171 (56 amino acids)
Source: RefSeq, a predicted model, not a curated record
AUGUUAAAAUAUCUAGGGCCGAUGGUCGUGAACCGCGACGGCACACUGAGUUGCAUUAUGAAUUGGGAAAACAUGAUGGAGAUGGAGCGGCCCAAUAGGCUGCGGGUGCUGGGGAAGCAGAAUCAGCUGCGGCAGGAGGCGCUGAAGACGACGGAGGAGGGUGCGAAGUAA